Diaporthe amygdali is the source of this 261-nucleotide messenger RNA. RefSeq lists its product as uncharacterized. NCBI's taxonomy places the organism in Eukaryota, Fungi, Ascomycota, Sordariomycetes, Diaporthales, Diaporthaceae. The record is from RefSeq and is a predicted model, not a curated record. The coding region runs from base 1 to 261 and encodes 86 amino acids. The transcript has 2 exons.
AUGGGCAGCAACACAUCAAAAGAGGAGGCCAAUGCUGCCGUGGAACAGCCAAAGGAGGAAGAUGAUGAGCCAGAUGAGUGGACUGGAGACAAUGCAAGGACGAGGCAAGCUGUCACCACAAUGUUCUCAUCCAGAAGAGGCCAUUUGCUAACCUCAUCCUACAUUGCACCGCUUCAGAUGGAGACUUUCAAACGCUGUUGGAAAGCUCAUGGCAACGACCAGAGGACCUCGACACAGGAUGCCGACAGCAGUGCAAAAUAA